AAAUAAUGGUCAGCAAUGUAUACGAAACUAAUACUGAAUUGAAAGCGGCUUUUUAAAAGAAACAAGUUUCUACUCGACGAAUCGACGAAAGUUCCACUACACAUCUAUUGUCGCAGAAAUGAGCCUAGCUCUUAGAGCAGAGUUUGCUUUGGACAAGAGCAAGAAAAAGAAGAAGAGAGAAUUAGCUGAUGAACAAAAGCAGGAAAUUAAGGAGGCAUUUGAUUUGUUUGAUACAGACAAAGACCGAGCUAUUGAUUACCAUGAACUCAAGGUUGCAAUGAGGGCUCUAGGUUUUGACGUGAAGAAAGCUGAUGUAUUGAAAAUACUCCGAGACUAUGACAGAGAAGGAACUGGGAAAAUUUCAUUUGAAGAUUUCAAUGAAGUCAUGACAGACAUGAUGUUAGAGAGAGACCCCCAGGAGGAAAUCCUGAAAGCCUUCAAACUGUUUGAUGAUGACACAUCAGGAAAAAUCAGUCUCCGAAAUUUACGCCGGGUAGCCAGAGAGCUUGGAGAAAACAUGACAGACGAGGAACUGAGGGCAAUGAUUGAUGAAUUUGACAGGGAUGGAGAUGGUGAAAUUAAUGAAGACGAAUUCAUAGCAAUAAUGACAGGGGACACGUGAUUAUUAAUCUAUAAUACCAUGCCACAAUAUUCAUCGAUGUAUGACACUUCCCGUCCAGCAUUUUUUCCUCCCUAUAUUAGAGAGUGCUAGCGAAGUAAAGAGAGCAUAGAUAGAUAUAUAUAUUUUGAUGAUUAAAAAGUAUGAAUGAAGAAAAAAUGCAAGAUAUUUAGGUUACAGUAUUAUGCACCUUCAGUGGACCAAUGGAUUUGUGUCAUUCACAAUCUGAUGUAUUCUCCUUGUGAAAGAGCACAGUGUUUCAUUGUUGAUGAGAGUGAAUGAGUUGGUAGUUUAUAUGCUGUUGUCAAUGUAUAAGUUGUUGUAUUCUUGUGUGGUGUGUACGCUGUCGAACUUUCACUUUCCACUGAAUGAGAUUUGCAUGCGAGACGGUAUUAAUUUUUCAAGGAGCAAUUGACACAUUCAAAUUUAGAUGUCUAAGACAUUCAUUGAAUGCCACAUGCUGUGAAGAAAACUAGUGUAUUUUGUUGCUUAUUUGUUGUAGAGAUUUGUAAUGUGAUAUUCAAUCUAUGUAAAUUAACAAUAAUGAGUUCUGAAUAUUCUUUUAUACUGCCAAACUUAUUGUAUACAAUAAAGUAAGUGAAACACACAA
Ostrea edulis (European flat oyster) is the source of this 1229-nucleotide messenger RNA. Its product is annotated as centrin-3. Gene Ontology annotation, molecular function: calcium ion binding; microtubule binding. Gene Ontology annotation, cellular component: microtubule organizing center. The coding region runs from base 119 to 622 and encodes 167 amino acids. Lineage: Eukaryota; Metazoa; Mollusca; Bivalvia; Ostreida; Ostreidae. The transcript has 6 exons. Gene Ontology annotation, biological process: spindle pole body duplication. The record is from RefSeq and is a predicted model, not a curated record.